Messenger RNA from Sclerotinia borealis F-4128, 1668 nucleotides. NCBI's taxonomy places the organism in Eukaryota, Fungi, Ascomycota, Leotiomycetes, Helotiales, Sclerotiniaceae. The record is from the annotation of a GenBank genome assembly.
AUGAAUAGCAGGAACGAUACGCUUCAUAACUCAAUCUAUUUGAUUUCUUCGCCGGCUCUGUAUUUGCUAUCGGUGGCGGGGUUGUGUGUACCGUUUGCAUGGCCAGUUUAUUGGUUGGGGGCUGGGGCACCGGUGUUGGAGGCGGUGUUGCUUUUGGGGGUUGGGGGAGGGGGAUGGGGAGAGAGAGAGGGAGAGGGAGUGAGAAUCGGGGAGGAAGAGGGAAAGGGAAUAAGAGAUGGUGAUGGAGACACAGAUGGAGAAGGGAGAUGCACUCGUAUCCUUCCUGAUUUUCCACUCUGGACACUGGCUACUACCCUCGAUUUAACAUACUGUAUCUGCAGCACCAGCUGGCUUUUCUACAGCCUCUUCGCGAUUUUCUGUUGGGGUUGUAUACCGAUCGUAUGUCUAUUUCAGUUUCCUGUUGCAGGAAAGGUCUUGCGGAAACAGUUGAGGAGGAUAUUGUUAUUGAAGACUUUUGGGUUGCAGUUUAUGGAUGAUCGGAUUGGGGUUUUUGAUAUACCCGGGUUGGAGAUUGAUACCGAGGUGGAUGGAUUGAUGGUGGUUCGAGGGGUGACGGUUAGGUUGAGUGAGAUGAGUGUUAGGGUUCAUGGGGUGGAGGUGGGGUUGAAGUUGGUUAUGGGGGAGGGGGAGGGGAAGGAGGGAGAGGGAGAGAGGAAGGAAAUUGAGGUGGGGAUUGUGUGUGAGGAGGUUUUGGUUAGGUUGGGGAGGGGCAUUGAGGUGGGGGAUUGUUUUGCGUGUAUUAAGGGUGGGGAGGGGGAAUUAAGUUUUAAGGAUGCAGAAGAGGAGGUUGGUAGUGGGAAGGGUAAUGUGGAUGGGGAGAAGAAAGUAGAUGAGGUGUGGGAAGUCAAUUCGAAGAUGUUGAGGGCGGUCAAGGGGAAUGAGUAUGAGUAUGAGUAUGAGUAUAAGUUUGGGAAUGCGAACAAUCCAAAUGGACAUGAUAAAUUGAAAGAAGACAGAAAGGAGAGUCCGACAGUACAAGAAGAAAUAACCCACGGACACGCCCCCAAAGACACAAACAUAAAACAAGGCAUCGAAACCAUACAAACCAUCACACCGGACAACACCUCCGCCGCCAACAAACAAUACCAGCAAACGCUCCAGCACAUCCAAUCCACCAACAGCAUCCAAAUCUGCCGGCAAGAAGUGCAACGACUCAUACAAAACGGGCAUGGAAAAAAAGCCCCAGGCACCGAUACUCGCGAAGCCGUCAACAAAUACAUCGACAAUGAUAUGCGAGCAGCCAUCUGCUCGCAGCUUCAUCGGCAACCGUCUAUUACGCAUCCGCCUUCUCGAUCUAUCAAAGUUACUACACUGCAAAAGCUAUUGCCGUCGCAUGUUCGCGCUUUUUUGCAUCGGUUGCCUAUGCUGCUUCGUUUGCUGUUGCUUCCUAUUGCUUAUUUGCAUCCUGUUAAGAUAUCCUCUUUGACAGCUACUGGAUCUGGAAAAUGGAUCCAGGAAGUACUUUCUGCCAAACUUUUCAAAAAUAACAUACAUACCCCCCCUGUCUCCCCUGUCUCCUCCACAUCCACAUCCACAUCCACCUCUCCCCCUCCCCCUCCCCCGAAAACGAAAACGAAAACACAACUUCCAAAAUCCAACACCGCAUCAACACCUGGCUCCUGCCCGCCAAUUUCGUGCUCGAGCUAA